Molecule: messenger RNA, 1046 nt
Organism: Galendromus occidentalis (western predatory mite)
Lineage: Eukaryota; Metazoa; Arthropoda; Arachnida; Mesostigmata; Phytoseiidae
Product: sulfotransferase family cytosolic 2B member 1
Exons: 2
Coding region: 22-939 (305 amino acids)
Molecular function (GO): sulfotransferase activity
Source: RefSeq, a predicted model, not a curated record
ACGCAGACAGGCCGAAACACAAUGCGACCUUUCCACCGAAUUCACGAGGGAUGUCGGGUUCCUCCAGGUGUGCUCGAGAAACCUUUCAAAGAAGCUAUCGCAUACCAGCCCAGAGAUGAUGACAUCUUCAUCGUCACCUACCAGAAAUCGGGAACGCAUUGGGCCUCAACCAUUGUCAACCAUAUCCUCCAGGGAGCCAACGCCAAAGUUCCCCCGAACUACCUCGAAAUGUACGGUCCCGCCGCCGUGAACGAAUGCCACCGAGGAGUCGGCCUCCGGAACGUCAUCCAAUCGCACUUGCCGGUAGCGCUUCUUCCCUGGAACUCCAAGGCUCGAUACGUGAUGGUUGUCCGAGAUCCGAAGGACGUCUUGGUGUCCUUGUUCCACCACACGAAAAACAUCGAGCUCUACGAUUACAGUGACGGCACGAUCGAACAUUUCUACGACGAGUUCAUUGCCGGUCGCAUCGAGUACGGUUGCUACUUCAGAGCUCUGUUGGAUUACUACUGGUUGAGUAUACGAUCCCCUCAAAACACCCUGCUCUUGACGUACGAAGGAAUUCAUCAAGACAAGUCUGCGGCCGUCAAGAAGAUCGCCUCGUUCCUCGACGUCCCGCUGACCGACCAGAGGGUGGCUGAAAUAAUCGACGAGAGCGACAUCCGAAAAGUUCGGGCCAACUGCACCACGAAAUACGACUCGGUCUCAGCGACGAGUACCGCAAACAAGCGAUUGCUCGAAGCUUACACAAAGGACGGAAAAUUCCUUCCUCCUCCGCCGGUUGCGUUCGCCAGAAAAGGAGAAGUAGGAGACUGGAAAAACCAUCUCACAACUCAGAUGGUCGAAGAGCUCGACGCCAGGAUGGCCGCGAUGCCCGAAGGUGUCCAAGCACUCUGGAAACGGCACGCUGACGGGAGAAACCAUCUCAUCUGUGAGCAGUGAUCUCUAGACACGUGAAAAACGGUUUUACGGCUGGGGAAUCCCCGCACCUGUGUAUUAUUAAGUCAAUCAACUCAACUAUUCGAAUAAAUCUUCAAUGCCAAAAGCCU